AUGGUGUCCUUUUUUGGCCUCAAGCUUGGAGGCGAUAGGAAAAAGUCACACGACAAGACCAAGGCCACCACAAAACAGAUUCAGCACCUGCAUCGAACAGAUCAAUCAGACCUCACACCCAAGGAUGUUCAUCAACUCACAGCCAGCAACUUGCCGCUCCCGAGCACCCCCGGCGCCCGCCCUGACACAUCCUCCUCCAACCGCGACCUACAAUGGCAUCGCGCCCCCUACAUGAAUGCCCCGGCGGCCGCUGGAGGAGCUUCCUCCAUGGUUGACCUCGGCGCUCCUCGAGCUCCCGCCAUGGGCAACCCUCGAUUUCACUCAUCCGACGUUAAUCUCAACACGCGCUUCGCCAACGGAAGUUCCACGAGUCUUGUUGCGCCGGGUCCCCUAGGGGGUGGUGGUCCUACGGCGAAUAGACCUGGCACGCCUACACGACCAGGCACCGCGACUUCGAGGAGGGAUGUAUCGGAUAACCCCUUUAAUGUGCACUUUGGAAAGGACUCGGUUAGCAGUAUACCUGGGACACCUAUGGACGACAGCAAAAGCACCUUUGAGCAGUUCGAGUUUGGUCUGGGGGAUGAUGCUUCGAAGGACCACAGCAAGGAGCAGGCCACCAACGGGUAUCCCUCUCCGCCGCCGUCAAUCGUCAACGCUGAGCGACCAUUUUCACCCGCCAGCCAAGAAACCAACCGACCAUCGAGCAGCCGUCGCAACGUACCCGCCCCUAGUGGACUUCGCAACGUCGACGUGGCCGGCCCUAUGGCUCUGCCUAGCCCUGCUGCCUCGGUUGCACGCUCCAGUGAGGAUAUCUGGGAGGCGCCCGUGAUCCGCAAUGUUCAGGCCAAGCGCGAUACCUUGACGUUUCACACACCUCGCCGACAGAGCUUUGCUAUGGAAGUUGACGAGCUUAGGGCUCGUGAGGCUGCUAAGCCGAUGGUGGAGGGACUGGCAGGCAACUUUUCGGGUUUCGACUUUGGAGAGACUGUCAGGAGAGGGAGUGUUGGGAAUAGGAGCUUGGAGACGCCUACGAGCGAGACCUCGGUGAGCCCAACUGACACGACUGUCAAGCCGAGGGCGUUUGGUACGGCGAGGACCGCGAGCCCUCUGAGAACGAUGCAGUCAAGUCCGAGCCUGAGUUUGAGCGAGACGGGAUCGACCAGGGCGCGCAACACGAGCGAUGCGACUUCUCCUCUGUCGACUGUGUCAACUGCUGAGGAUACACCACGCAUCCAGACUCCUCAACCCCCUCAGCACAAGCCAUCUCAGCAGCUUCAACCUUCAAAGGCUCUCCAGCCUGGCCAGAUUCCUCAGUCUUUGCAGGUCUCACGGCCACUCUCACCCUCGCGAUCUCCCCAACCUUCGCCGCUUUCGCAACCUCCUCAACUUCAGAAUCAGUCUCCUCAACCGUCUCCCACACUUCCACCGGACUCGAUGCACUAUCGACAACUCUCGGAUCAAUCUCGCAAGGCCUUUGACCAGUCCUCGUUCAAGUUUCCUGAUCCAGCCGCGACUCUGCAACCUCCUCACUCUGCUCAGCUACCUCCCAGGCAGUAUAUGCCAUAUCAACCUCCCAACUCUUCUCCCCCGACGCGACCACUCCCAUCGCCAUAUCGAUCUCCUACGGCUCCUCUUCCUCCGCCGCCUCAGAUGAACAUCCAACCAAACACGCCCCCGAGUCCAGCUGGCACCUCGGCUGGCACAUCGGCCACACAGCCAGGCUACAUGUCUCGCCCUCUCGACCCUCCACCGCGCGGCUUCCGACCCCGAGUUGACUCAGACCCUCAAGCUCGCCGACCUCUCCGCGUUCCUCCUCCGCUUGUCGACCGCUCUGCUACAGUUCCUGUCCUUGGUGGAGGCCCUCGAAGUCCCUAUGGCCCACCCCCUGAUGAGGGCAACUACUUGCGCUCCGAGAGCUCACCCCGUGCGGCUCCGGAACCACCACGAACUGCAAGCCCCUUCUCCACACGAACUCCCAUCGAGGGUGACUUUCCCAUGUCAAAGGGUCUUCCCCGUGGCCGCAAGCCACCUGGCAUGGAGCCUACUAGCCCUGAAAGCACCUUUGGUCUUGGCCCAAGGAAGCAGCGCCGGCAACGCCCCAUGUAUCCUCCUCCUCGAGCUGAAGCCUCUCCUACACCUGAGUCGCAGCACAAGGAUUCAGCCGAGGGCCAUGGCUACGCUCUCCCCAGCUGGGACGACUUUAGCGGAGCCAAUCCGCACCGCUCGGCCAUGCCUCUUCCUCUCUCGCCCUUCCAUACCGACUUCCCUCUUCAGUCUCCUGCGCAGGCGACGGAUGAAUCGUUGAGUCCUCGCUUUGGAGGGCAGUAUACGUCCUCUCCCAUCUCGCCUACCCCCCCGAGCCUGCCCUCGCCGUCUUUCCCAUCGCUGCAAAAGUCCAUCUCUAGCUCGAGCGAGAAUCUUGCCCGCAGCUUUGACAUGGCUGCCGACGGCAACUACCACAACGCACCCGAGCCGAAUCCCACCAGGCCACUCAUCUCACCCGUCAUGGUUGACUUUGUACCACCCCGAGACCAAAGCGCUACGCGCGUCGAGGCCAAGCGGGCGCCUCCAAGACCGGCUCCCAUCAAGGUCCCGACGACGACGCUGGGUGUCGGACCAGAGUCAGGCAGAGUGCGGACGCCCAACCCUGUCGUGGACGAGUUCAACCCGGGCUUCAUCUAG
This is a messenger RNA of Fusarium keratoplasticum, 2682 nucleotides long. RefSeq lists its product as uncharacterized. The transcript is spliced from 2 exons. The coding region runs from base 1 to 2682 and encodes 893 amino acids. Lineage: Eukaryota; Fungi; Ascomycota; Sordariomycetes; Hypocreales; Nectriaceae. The record is from RefSeq and is a predicted model, not a curated record.